GAAGUGGAUUUACAGACACAGGAAGUGGAUUUCAGACACAGGAAGUGGGUCUCAGAAACAGGAAGUGGGUUUUCAGACACAGGAAGUGACGUCAUCCCGCCCCCAGGCUCCUUCGCCAACGCCCCGCUGGCCGACGCCUUCCUGGUGAGCGGCAGCCCCCUGUCUCAGCGCAGCAUGCUGCUCUACCUCGCGGGCACGCCGUACCGCCUCUGGGCGCACCUCGCGGACGCCGUGAGGGAGGGGCGGAGCCAGUACGCGCGCGCGGUGGGCGCGGCCGCCGCGGAGGACGACCCGUUCGCCGCCAUCUACAGGACGGAGGCCGAGCGUGCGCUGUUCACGCGGGCGCUGCGGGAGACGUGGAGCGUGUGCGGGCGCCGCGUCCUCGCCGCCUUCGACCUCGCGCGCUUCCGGGUCGUGUGCGACGUCGGCGGCGGGUCGGGGGCGCUGGCGCGCGAGGCCGCCCGGCUCUACCCCGGCAGCUCCGUGAUCGUCUUCGACGUCCCGGACGUGAUCGCCGCGGCGCGGGCGCAGGAGCCGCCCCCGGGGGAGGGCGAGGAGGCGGGGCCGCGCGUGAGCUUCGUGGAGGAUUUAUCCAGAUAUAGGGCCUCACCCGCGUGUGAAUUUAUGCAAAUGAUCCUCAUUAAUACGCAAAUCUAUGCUUAA
Molecule: messenger RNA, 663 nt
Organism: Grammomys surdaster
Lineage: Eukaryota; Metazoa; Chordata; Mammalia; Rodentia; Muridae
Product: acetylserotonin O-methyltransferase-like
Exons: 3
Molecular function (GO): O-methyltransferase activity
Source: RefSeq, a predicted model, not a curated record